UAUCCCCACCAAAUUUGGGUUGGUGAACCAAAAAUGACCAUAUAAAAUGCCAGACUCACUACUCUCAUUACACCAUCGAAAAACCUUCUGUUCCUUCAACUCACCUUACUUUACCCAAUUAAGUCAUUGUAAAAUCUGAACAGAACCAAGAGAAGAAAAAAUGGGUUCAACAAGCCAGAGCCAGAGUAACAGUCUAACUCACACAGAAGAUGAAGCUUUCUUAUUUGCCAUGCAAUUAUGUAGUGCUUCUGUACUUCCUAUGGUCCUAAAAUCAGCGUUAGAACUUGACCUACUUGAACUAAUGGCUAAGGCUGGUCCAGGUGCAGCUAUUUCUCCUACUGAAUUAGCUGCUCAGCUCUCAACCCAGAACCCAGAAGCACCUGUUAUGCUUGAUCGGAUGCUUAGGCUACUGGCUACUUACUCUGUUCUCAAUUGUACUCUUAGAACACUGUCUGAUGGCAGUGUUGAGAGGCUUUAUAGUCUGGCUCCGGUCUGUAAGUACUUGACUAAGAAUGCUGAUGGUGUUUCUGUUGCCCCACUUUUGCUUAUGAAUCAAGAUAAAGUUCUUAUGGAGAGCUGGUACCACUUAAAAGAUGCAGUACUUGAUGGUGGAAUCCCAUUCAACAAAGCCUAUGGAAUGACAGCAUUUGAGUACCAUGGCACAGAUCCAAGAUUCAACAAAGUUUUCAACCGUGGAAUGUCUGACCACUCCACUAUGUCAAUGAAGAAGAUUCUUGAGGACUACAAAGGAUUUGAAGGCCUAAAUUCCAUUGUUGAUGUUGGUGGUGGAACUGGUGCUACUGUUAACAUGAUUGUCUCCAAAUAUCCCUCUAUUAAGGGUAUUAACUUUGAUUUACCACAUGUUAUUGGAGAUGCUCCAGCUUACCCUGGUGUCGAGCACGUUGGUGGCGACAUGUUUGUUAGUGUGCCAAAAGCAGAUGCCAUUUUCAUGAAGUGGAUUUGUCAUGACUGGAGCGACGAGCAUUGCCUAAAAUUCUUGAAGAAUUGCUAUGAAGCACUACCUGCAAAUGGGAAGGUGAUAAUAGCAGAGUGCAUACUUCCAGAAGCCCCAGAUACAUCACUUGCAACUAAGAAUACAGUACAUGUUGAUAUUGUGAUGUUAGCACAUAACCCAGGAGGCAAAGAAAGGACUGAGAAGGAAUUUGAGGCUUUGGCUAAGGGCGCUGGUUUUACUGGAUUCGCAAGGCUUGUUGCGCUUACAACACUUGGAUCAUGGAAUUCAACAAGUAAUUAAUCGAUUCCUUUGGAGGAUUAAGCAAUAUACUGUUCAUUUUGCAUUUGGAAAUUCUACUUUUCUCAGAGUGGCUUGACUGCGAAAUAAAAGAAAUAUAGCUUUUUAACUUGAAAAGAUUGAUGUUCAAAAGAAAAAAAGGAAUUUUAAUUUUAUUGUAUGUAUUUCUGUAAUACACAUGUAUUGAAGGAAUACUUGUUUUCGACCAAUCAUAUAUUUUUGAGAUUCUGAGACUUAA
Nicotiana attenuata is the source of this 1490-nucleotide messenger RNA. RefSeq names its product caffeic acid 3-O-methyltransferase-like. Lineage: Eukaryota; Viridiplantae; Streptophyta; Magnoliopsida; Solanales; Solanaceae. Gene Ontology annotation, biological process: methylation. Gene Ontology annotation, molecular function: protein dimerization activity; O-methyltransferase activity; S-adenosylmethionine-dependent methyltransferase activity. The record is from RefSeq and is a predicted model, not a curated record.